CCCAGCAUGCCAGGGAGUGGCUGGGACAGUCUGGCUGUUUUCUGUAGGACCGGGGUUGGGCAGAGGGCUGCAGUGGACAGCAGUAAGGAGUCACUGACCUGCACACACAUUAAAGGAGGUUUAAGGCUGGAGUUAUGAGAGUGGGAGCUGCAGCGUUGGCUGGGGGGAUAUUUGGGGUGAUAGGGACCCUGUGCUUCCUGCUGGCCUUUGGUACAGACUACUGGUUAGUAGCCAACGACAACUGUGGACCGUAUACAUGGCCGACACAAACAACACCGGCAGGGGAUAAAGAUGCCAAUGGGACUGAGAUCCAGUUAGUGGAGGCAGUCACUGUUUCGCCGCCAUCCCUCACGCUGCACCACGAGGGAUUUUUCUGGCGCUGUGUGUUUCAGGUGGAGCCCACAGCACAUGCAGUCCUGGCCACUCUCUUCACAAACCAGCCAGAGUCCAAGGUGUGUAUCCAUGGUUACCUCUUCCCGCUGCCUGUUGCACUUGGACAAGUUCCUCAUCCAAAUUAUGAUGCUACUGCAGUGUUUCGGGGUUUCUGGACCGUGCUGAUAAUCCUCGGCCUGGUCUCAGCUCUGACUGGAGGCUUCCUCUUGGUCUGCGGUGUCCCAUUCAUCAGUCACAAACUGUACAAGCUGGGCGGGGCCUUCCUCAUCGCUGCUGCCUGUUUGUUCCUCUUCAUGAUCCUGCUCUACGUUCUGUGGAUGGAGGUGGUGGAUGUGAAGCGCUACAUCCUGCAGGAGAGAGGGGAAGCGUGUCCGAAUGCACAGGUUUCGGUGCUGUACGGCCUGUCGUUCAUGGUGGCGGCGGCCGGAGUGCCUCUGGAGCUCAUCUCUGGUCUGGUCUUCAUGCUGGUGGGCCGAGCGCUGCGAGCCAGCAAGUGAACCAGCCAUCUGUCCAGUAGGAGAGGAGAGGACUGACCUUUUUAUGUCCUGCACUGGGACUCAGCAGCACACUUGUGGGAUGUAAAUACCGGCUGGAGAGACAAUAUUACAGCAUUUUCUAUCACUUACUUUGCUUAAUUCCCAUUAAAAAAAAACCCUAUUUACUCAUAUAUCAUCACAAAAAGUCAUGGCCGUUCUUAUUGAUGCUGCAAAUGAUGAGUCCAUAGUGAACCAGCUGUGUCUCCUGUCCUGGUUUUGGCACAAGAUCAAAGUGUGUUGAGGUGGGAGGCAGGAAUGGCUGGAUGGACUGGAGACAGAAAUGAAGGCUUGGAUGGAGGAUGGGGGUGGAUGUAAGGGAGAGAAUUGAUGCGUGUGGAGGGGGCACAAGGGGGCUUUGAGAAAUGAACAGCUGUUUGUGGGUUUGGGUGGCGUACAGCAGGCCAGCCACCUGCCUCCUUCACCCCCAGUCACAUUUCACUCCCUCAUUCAAUCUCCAGUGCUUCAUUUGUUUGUCCUUCUUCUGUCUGUGUUCUUUAUUUCACCUUAAAGAAACUUUAAAUUCAAAGAUUGACAGAAAUCUUUGCAACUUAAGAUAAAGACACACAUAAACACACUAAAUCACCUACACUCUUUUAUGGAAAUCCUUCAUUUUUCUUUGUGCUAUCACAAAAAAGGGGGAAAUGCAGACUUGUGAUUGUAUCAGAACUGCGACAAUAUUAGAUCAGCCCCCUUUUUUUGUCAGCGCUCUGAACGGGUGGAAACAAGCGGGUGGACUCUCAAUCGCACAUAUCCGCUUUCAUCUGAGUGGUGGAGGGGGGUAUGUUCGCUUCAAAGAACCCACCGAUUGAAGACACACGUCUGUGCACACACACACGCACAUGCUGUGAUCAAGAAAAUGCUGAUUUUUGAAAUAUACUGUGUUUUUAUGGCACAUAUUGCUCAGUAUAAAACUUUCAUAUAGAACCACGGUCAUCAAAUGCUGGAGUUCAUCUGGGCUGCUUGUGAUUCUGAGGAUUCUGUCUAAUUUUGUGGUGUUUCACAUGAUUAUUUUUGUGUAUUUCAUGUAUAUUUGUUAUAAAGUAUAUUGUGUGUCAUUGCCCGCACCAGCAUUCGUCGCUGGUAAUUCAUGUUUAAAUUUAAAUAAACCUUAAAAGAUUGUGA
This is a messenger RNA of Amphiprion ocellaris (clown anemonefish), 2051 nucleotides long. Its product is annotated as transmembrane protein 182-like. Bases 135 to 890 code for a protein of 251 amino acids. The transcript is spliced from 5 exons. Gene Ontology annotation, cellular component: membrane. NCBI's taxonomy places the organism in Eukaryota, Metazoa, Chordata, Actinopteri, Pomacentridae. The record is from RefSeq and is a predicted model, not a curated record.